AUGCACGCUCUCAGCCUACAGCAUGCACCAUACACUACUGUCGUCUCACACACUCUUAAAGCCAUCGAAGAGCUUCCGGAGUGUCACCCAAGUCAAUCAUAUUUACAGGAGUUGCUUCGAAAUGAGCCUCCGACACCUUCGACUCCUACCAGCAGAACCAAUUCUAGACGACCAAGCAACACGGGAUCAAGACGCACAACACUUCUCGAUCUACCCUUGGAGGUGCGCAAACUCAUCUACGAGUACUCAGCGGCAGAAGACGAUCCCAUUUCUCCUGUGUUCAAAGCGACAGGAGAAGAACUUGGUGGUGGUGACCACGUUGAAGAGAGCUACUUGAAGGCCGGCUUGCCCGUCCUGUUGGGCAUAUUUCCCAGACUCCAAAAGGAACUGGCCGCCAUGCUUCCCACGUUCUACAAAGCGAACACGUUCCAAUUUGAUCUAAAAGGCGAGUCUGGUGGCGACGCUCUGCAGCGCUGGAUUGAAGAAAAGAAUGAUGAAGCAUCAGCAGCAAGAAAGAUAUGCCUCAAACACUGGACUUGGUACUACAACGCCAGUGCGGGUUGGGAACACGUACCAGACGAAACUAUCCUCAGCCUGACGUCCUCCGGUCAUGUACGAGUGACGAGGAUCGCCCGGCAACUGCACCCUUUAGCCUGCGAGUGCGAGAUGGAAAUUCUCGUGAGUGCACAAUGUCCAGAUUGGAAAAUCAACAAACUCUGGUCAGUGGCCGACUUUGUCAGCGCUCUCCGCCAAGAGGAAGGGCUUUUGAUACAAGCUGUGAACAAGGUCGUAGAAUUCAUACACUACCACAACGAGACUUUUCACGGAUGGACACAGGGUCCAAAAGCUUGCAAGCUGUGCGGCAAGCAGAUGAUAUUCAUUCGGUCCUUCGACGAGUUCGAGUGA
This is a messenger RNA of Pseudocercospora fijiensis CIRAD86, 906 nucleotides long. RefSeq lists its product as uncharacterized. The coding region runs from base 1 to 906 and encodes 301 amino acids. The record is from RefSeq and is a predicted model, not a curated record. The transcript has 2 exons. NCBI's taxonomy places the organism in Eukaryota, Fungi, Ascomycota, Dothideomycetes, Mycosphaerellales, Mycosphaerellaceae.